This is a messenger RNA of Ophidiomyces ophidiicola, 1650 nucleotides long. RefSeq lists its product as uncharacterized. The transcript has 4 exons. The coding region runs from base 1 to 1650 and encodes 549 amino acids. Gene Ontology annotation, biological process: 'de novo' IMP biosynthetic process. The record is from RefSeq and is a predicted model, not a curated record. Lineage: Eukaryota; Fungi; Ascomycota; Eurotiomycetes; Onygenales; Onygenaceae. Gene Ontology annotation, molecular function: phosphoribosylaminoimidazole carboxylase activity; metal ion binding; ATP binding.
AUGUUAAUGGAAUCCGCCAACCGACUAAAUGUGCAAAUGAACAUCCUAGAUGCGGAGAAAGCCCCCGCAAAACAGAUCUCUUGGAAUGAUAACCAUGUCACCGGCUCUUUUAUGGACCGUGACUCCGUACGCAAGCUGGCCGAAAAUAGUGACGUGUUGACUGCUGAAAUUGAGCAUGUUGAUACAUAUGCGCUGGAAGAGGUCGAGUCAUUGGUUGAUGUCCAACCGAGCUGGAACAGUAUCCGGAUUAUUCAAGAUAAGUUCGCACAGAAAGAACAUUUAGCCAAAUUUGGGAUUCCGCAGGCGGAGUACCGGGAGUUAAAAAAUGGCACAGCAGAAGAACUGAGCUCAAUUGGAGAGGAGCUUGGUUUUCCCUUAAUGCUAAAAUCGAAAACUGGGGCUUACGAUGGCCGAGGCAACUUUGCUGUGAAGUCUAGGGAGGACAUACCAGCAGCAUUGGAGGCGCUGAACGGUCGGCCCCUUUAUGCAGAGAAAUGGGCAAGUUUUGUAAUGGAACUGGCUGUCAUAGUCGUGAAGACAAAAGAUGCCGUCUUGUCAUACCCUACCGUUGAGACAGUGCAGGAGAAUUCGAUAUGCAAGCUUGUCUACGCUCCGGCGAGAAACGUUUCAGAUGAUAUUAAUAGGGCGGCCCAGAAGAUUGCGCGAGAUGCAGUUGCCGCAUUUGAUGGAAAAGGCGUCUUUGGCGUCGAAAUGUUCCUCCUAGAAGACCACUCGAUACUACUUUGUGAACUUGCUAGUCGCGUUCAUAAUUCUGGACAUUAUACUAUUGAAGCAUGCGCCGUAUCUCAAUUUGACGCUCAUUUGCGGGCGAUAUUGGAUCUUCCGAUCCCUGCGAAAAGCCUCGAACUCCGUCAGCCCGCGAUUAUGCUGAAUAUAUUAGGCGGGUCUACUCCCGAUGCACACUUAAAAAUCGCAGAGUCCGCUUUAUCCAUACCGAAUUCAGGAGUUCAUCUUUAUGGAAAAGGUGCUGGCAGGCCAGGACGCAAAAUGGGGCAUGUUACAGUCACGGCUCCCACAAUGCGCGAAGCUGAGGAGCUUAUUCAACCUCUUAUUCAGCUUGCAGAUGGCGAUGGCGCAAAGACAAAUAUCUUAUCAACGCCCCGGCCGACCGUUGGUGUGGUUAUGGGGUCGGACAGUGAUUUGAAGACACUAGUUCCGGGCCUCAAAUUGCUUGAGGAGUAUUUUAAUAUCAAACUAGAGGUCGAUAUCACGUCUGCCCAUCGCACCCCUGAUUAUAUGGCUGAGUAUGCUUCUACAGCCGCAUCGCGCGGUAUUAAGGUUAUCAUCGCCGCCGCGGGCGGAGCUGCUCACCUUCCCGGCAUGGCAGCUGCUCAUACAUCCCUGCCUGUUAUUGGCGUACCAGUAAAGGGCAGUGCCCUAGAUGGCGUUGAUAGUCUAUACAGCAUUGUACAGAUGCCUCGAGGAGUUCCAGUUGCAACUGUGGGUAUUAACAAUAGUAUAAAUGCAGCACUACUGGCUGUUCGCAUACUCGGGGCCCAUGAUGAUAGUUUACGGAGGAAAGUUGAAGCGUAUGCAAAAGUCGCGAAGGAUGAAAACCUAGACAUGAAGGGGGUUAAGAUGCGCGAGAUCGGCUGGGAAAAGUACUUUGCGCAAAUGCAAAACAAGUAG